This is a messenger RNA of Anoplophora glabripennis (Asian longhorned beetle), 819 nucleotides long. Its product is annotated as class E basic helix-loop-helix protein 22-like. Lineage: Eukaryota; Metazoa; Arthropoda; Insecta; Coleoptera; Cerambycidae. Bases 1 to 819 code for a protein of 272 amino acids. The transcript is spliced from 5 exons. Gene Ontology annotation, molecular function: protein dimerization activity. The record is from RefSeq and is a predicted model, not a curated record.
AUGAAAUCUUUUGAAUGCGAAUCUUCCUCUGAAGGUGAUGAACCUACCGUCCACGCCAUCUCUCGGGGGGUGGUGGAACCGCCGCAGUGGUUGCGGGAAAACGCAACGCCCGGCUGGGGGUGGCAGGCAGGCUGUGGCAGUUCAGCAACUGGUCCCAGCUCGUCUCAAGCGGUCACCGCUUUGGAUCAAGUUGGCUUUGCACCUUUCUCGUCCAACUCCACCGAAGACAGUCAAAUUCCCGGCAGGAGGACCCCUCUGGGGGCCGUGGGUCUCGGGGGAUUCUACUUCCAGGGCUGUCAGCCGAACGUGGCCAGUCACGGACCUCCCUCGGAUGAAAAUAAUCCCGAUCCGGGUUGUUCCAGUCAGAGUGGUCACAGAUCUCAGGAAUCUCGAGCACAACACCCACAAAACCCAUCCUCCUCCAAAGGAAAAAAUCGUCAAGGAAAAAGCGUAAGAUUGAAUAUCAACGCACGGGAAAGGAGACGAAUGCACGAUUUAAACGACGCCUUGGAUGAGUUGAGGGCUGUUAUUCCAUACGCACAUUCCCCGUCCGUCAGGAAACUGUCCAAAAUAGCCACCCUCCUCCUCGCCAAGAACUAUAUCCUGAUGCAGGCCAAUGCCUUGGAGGAGAUGAAGAGACUCAUAGCAUACCUCCAAGGAACCGCUGGAACGGUGGGGGCGGCGAUAGUUGCUCCUCCCGGCUUCGACCUGCAAGGCUUCCCUGCUGCGGCGAAAUUCCUGCAACAACAACAGGCGUUGCAGGCCGAGAACGCCAGGCACAGUGAUGGGAAUGGUGGAGAGUCUGGGCCAACGGUGUAG